Messenger RNA from Fraxinus pennsylvanica, 738 nucleotides. Lineage: Eukaryota; Viridiplantae; Streptophyta; Magnoliopsida; Lamiales; Oleaceae. The record is from the annotation of a GenBank genome assembly.
AUGGGCCAAUUAGGUGAAAUUUUGGGGUUUGGAUUUCAGGCAAGAGUUGAAAUAGAAAGAGGAGCAAGGACGAUAGUGGACCAAUUCAGAGGGAGAAUGGACGGCGUCGAUCGCGUGAUCAGAAGAAAGACUCUAGUUGAACGGCUAGGAUUGAAGAAUAUUGGGUGCUGUGGGAGCACAUGGUCCCUCCGAUCAACCACCGUUAGUGAACGAGACGACGAUGAAGAAGAGUAUGACCCACCGGAACCACAAAUUGAGGCCAUAAAUGUAAACAACGCGCAGCCGCAAAUCGAGUCAACUCCAGACUGCAUAAAUCAUUCUCCGGCGGCAUCGGGGAUGAACUUGGCGGCGGCUUUGGCGGCGGAACGCCAUCUCAGAGCAGUGCUAGAUUCAGAUAAUGGAGGAAUUGACCCGGGCCCAAGCCCAGCAAGCAACAAUGAAUGGUACGAUGCAACUGCAGAAACCGCACCGAGGACCCCAUUCAGAGUGUCGUUAAUGAGACUCCUGGAGGAAACGGACUGCUGGGAUAGAGAGGUGAAGAAAGGGGAAUCAGGAGCAGCAGCAGAAAGCGGGAGUGGUGAUUCAGUGUGCUGCGUGUGCAUGGGAAGGAAAAAGGGUGCAGCAUUCAUACCAUGUGGGCACACUUUUUGCAGAGUGUGUUCAAGAGAGUUGUGGUUGAAUCGAGGCACUUGUCCCCUUUGCAACCGUCUGAUCCUCGAGAUCCUAGAUAUUUACUGA